Molecule: messenger RNA, 852 nt
Organism: Rosa chinensis
Lineage: Eukaryota; Viridiplantae; Streptophyta; Magnoliopsida; Rosales; Rosaceae
Product: type I inositol polyphosphate 5-phosphatase 2-like
Exons: 5
Coding region: 439-720 (93 amino acids)
Source: RefSeq, a predicted model, not a curated record
CUCCGCCUCUUGCCGGCGCCAUCACCUCCAUGAGCAAGCUCUCUCUCUCUCUGGGAUCUCGGAAGACUGAAAGAAGGCAAAGAACCCUUUUCUCAAUCUCACUCUCGAAUGGGGGAAAUCGAUUGCUUCUGUGAACCAAGACAACAUCCCAGGGGCGACCGGCUACCACUCCUUGUCCUAAGACGACUAGGGUUUGGGAAAUCCUAAUUAAACCCUAGGCGCCAUAAAAGCCAUAAUCAAGCAAAACUUCUGAAACGUUUCUGGCAGGAAAGAUUUUCCUAGAGAGAUUGAUCAUCUUUGAAGCGGAAUUUCGCUGCCUUUAAUUUGUUUGGAAACGAUGGGCAGAGGAAAGUACAAGAACAAGCCCACUGGUCAGCGCCAGUUCUCCAGUCGUGAAGAUCUUCGCAUUUGAUACCCUGCUCCGGAAGCUACAAAGGUAUGUCCCUCUUGGAGCAUCUGUUGCUGAUUUGUAUGCAGGGGCAGGUGUUAUCAGAUUAUCAUUGGCUGCUACAAGAAAAUGCAGAUCCGCCUUCUUUUGGCUAUCAGUUAAGACAUAGGAGAGGAAAAUUAGAAACUACUCGUGCUCAGUACAUAAACACAAAGGAUGUGAGGCUGACAAUAAGCACUUGGAAUGUUGCUGGAAGAGUUCCGGAUGAAAAGCUUGAUAUUGAUGAUUGUAUUUCUUCAAAAGAGCCAUCGGAUAUCUACAUUUUCGGGUGAAAACAGAAGAACAAAUGGGAUAUAAGUAUGGCGAGGCUUGCUUUCGUUUAUGUUUCUAGUAUUAUGUACCAUUUAGACUUAAAUUUUUGUUUUAUUUCGACAUGUUAUGCAUAGAAAUACUUGGGAUGUUCU